AUGCAUCCACCACCGAGCUCCAUGGCUCACAACUCGACCACUCUUUACCAAACUAUCACCAACACCCUUGGCAGAACCAACACCCGCUCCAACUCUUCCUCUUCUACCGCAUCUAACAUGAGCCAGUCUUCUCAGCGCUCUCCGCCUCCCAGCACCCACAAGCGAACAUCGUCGCAGUCCAAGGCCUCUAGUGCCCUUAACACCACUUCUGCCCUGCCUCGCAAUCUCGUCUUUGACUAUGUCCGACCGGAAGAGGUGCGCGCUGCACACGCUCUCGAGGUCGAGGGUUUUCCGCCUGAGGAUGCGGCGAGCUACGAGAGGCUGCUUUCGCGCCAGACACAGGCUCCGCAUCUUUUUUUGGGUGCCUUUGUCCCGCUGCCUCCUCCAAAGGUUGCUGGUCCGCUCUCGGUCACGAGCCAGCCAAGAAGGAGAAUUGUGGGUUACGUAUGCGCUACUGCUGCUCCAGCACUCACCCUGCGGUCCAUGUCGACCCACGACACAUCAGAGGACGCACACAUGGUCUGCAUUCACUCUGUCCUCGUAGCUCCCGAGCUGCAGAAGAAGGGUCUGGCCACAAGAAUGCUCGAGAACUACAUUGCUCGCAUUCGCAAGGCCGAAGAAGGCAAGGGUCCUGAAGGUGUCAAGGGCAAACGAGGAUACGAGACAUUGGCAUUGUUGGCACAUGAAGAGCUUACCGGUCUCUACAGGAAGGUCGGCUUCCGCACUCAGUGCGUCAGUCACAUCCAGUAUGGCAGUGGCCAAUGGCUCGAGAUGAGGCGCAGUGUCUACCCUUCGCCCAGCAGCGGGCCAGGUAGUCGCAUUGGAUCUGCACUCACACGCACUACCUCGGCAACUUCGUCUGGUAGCGACGACGCAACCGCCGGUCUCAGAAUGACUUCUGGCAGCACACCUGCCACUGACGCCGCACUACAGCAGCUUACAGCACAGGAAAGCACCACUCCCACCGUCCAGACACCAGCAGCAAGCGGAGAGAGCAAGACUCCCACCGCGUCAGAAUCCAAGGCAGUCACAACCCCCAAGGGACCCUCGCCACCAGGUAUGCCAUCGCAAGCAUCCAUCAUGGCUGCUCUCGCAGCCCAGUCCAAGCCAGGCAAGAAUCCCGGUCAAACAUACACUUCCAUCCUUGGCCAAGCUGUCGCAGCCAAGACACCCGCCGAAGAUGCUGGCAUGGCUCUCGAAGCGCGUCUGGUGGAUCGCAAGACCGGAACCAACCUCGCCAAACUCUACUGUCCACAGGAGAACUGUCGUUGCUGCAUCCUCGCAAAGAACGCCGGCGAGUGGACGCGCAAGGAGAGUGGACCGCUGUCGAACCCUGCUUUAGAGCUGCCCAACUCUCCGGCGCCGCCUCAAGGACCAGCGUUCCCGCUGCAUGCUGCUAGUCCAGCGAUCAACAACAGACUCCUAACGACAGUGAAGGGCUUUUGGAUGGUCGCUGGGCCACUGCAGUUUGACAAUGUUGGCUUCUCAAGGGAUAUGAAGUGGAUCGUUCCUCUUCCUAAUGAUUCUAAGUCACCCACAUCGGAGAACGCUCCCAGCGGUUCGGGAGGCAAUUCGAUAAGCAACAGUGUCGAGCUCAACAGUCAGCAAAAGACCAAAGCGCAAGAGAAGGAGGCCAAAGACCGCCUCAAGAAGGAAGAAAAGGAACGUCAACGAGAAGAGAAAGUGCGAAAGAAGAAGGAGAAGCGAGACCGUAAGCGUGGUGGUGCUGGUAGCGGAUCAGAUUCGUCUGAUGAAGACGUCAAUUCUUUGCUCUCGCAUUUAAGUCUUGGUCUGACGCCGGGAGAGGAGUUGACUGUCAAGUACCUUUUGUGCCCGGAUUGCGAGUGCGGACCGUUGGGCUUCACGAUUCUGCCCAAGGAGAUGCAGGGUGGUAGAUUGGCAGCGGAAGUGGGAGAUCAGGUGGAGAGAAUGAAGGGCGGCACACAGGGAACGAAGGGUGCUGCGCCCAAGAGGCCGCCUCAGAUGUUCUACUUGGCUGCUGACAGAGUCAGAUACCUUUUCGAGCGAUCGUGA
This is a messenger RNA of Ustilago hordei, 2034 nucleotides long. RefSeq lists its product as uncharacterized. Gene Ontology annotation, cellular component: cytoplasm. Gene Ontology annotation, biological process: small GTPase-mediated signal transduction. Bases 1 to 2034 code for a protein of 677 amino acids. The transcript has a single exon. The record is from RefSeq and is a predicted model, not a curated record. Gene Ontology annotation, molecular function: aralkylamine N-acetyltransferase activity; guanyl-nucleotide exchange factor activity. NCBI's taxonomy places the organism in Eukaryota, Fungi, Basidiomycota, Ustilaginomycetes, Ustilaginales, Ustilaginaceae.